Messenger RNA from Enhydra lutris kenyoni (northern sea otter), 1350 nucleotides. Its product is annotated as cation channel sperm associated 4. Lineage: Eukaryota; Metazoa; Chordata; Mammalia; Carnivora; Mustelidae. Gene Ontology annotation, cellular component: membrane; acrosomal vesicle; CatSper complex. The record is from RefSeq and is a predicted model, not a curated record. Gene Ontology annotation, biological process: transmembrane transport; flagellated sperm motility; sperm capacitation. Gene Ontology annotation, molecular function: voltage-gated calcium channel activity; calcium-activated cation channel activity. The coding region runs from base 1 to 1350 and encodes 449 amino acids. The transcript is spliced from 11 exons.
AUGAUAGGUAACCAAGACAACUGGUGGCAGCAGUGGACCGAUACCAAUAUUAAACCUUUGACUGUCCUGAGGGCCCCUGAUGAGCCCUACGCCCGGCCGGAGGAGCAAGUCCUCAUCAACCGCCAGGACAUCAUGAGCACCAAGGAUGCCUGGGACAUCCAGGAGUUCAUCACUCGAAUGUAUAUCCAGCAGCUGCUUCGACACCCCGCCUUCCAGCUGCUGCUGGCCUUCCUGCUGGUGGUCAACGCCAUCACCAUUGCUCUGCGCACCAACUCCUUCCUUGGCCAGAAACACUAUGAGUUGUUCUCUACCAUAGAUGACAUUGUGCUGACCAUCCUCAUCUGUGAGGUUCUCCUUGGCUGGUUAAAUGGCUUCUGGAUUUUCUGGAAGGACGGCUGGAACAUCCUCAACUUCCUUAUCAUCUUUAUCUUGCUCCUGGGGUUGUUCAUUAGUGAACUCAAUGUCAACGCUAUCACCUAUACCCUCAGGGCACUUCGUCUGGUGCAUGUGUGCAUGGCGGUGGAGCCUCUGGCCCGGAUCAUCCGUGUCAUCCUGCAGUCGGUGCCUGACAUGGCCAACAUCAUGACCCUCAUCCUUUUCUUCAUGCUGGUGUUUUCCGUGUUUGGGGUCACUCUCUUUGGUGCGUUUCUGCCCAUGCAUUUCCAGAACAUGCAGGUUGCCCUGUAUACCCUCUUCAUCUGCAUCACCCAAGAUGGCUGGGUGGAUAUCUACAAUAACUUCCAGAUGGAGACAAGAGAGUAUGCAAUGGAGAUUGGGGGCGCCAUCUACUUUGCCACCUUCAUCACCAUCGGUGCCUUCAUUGGCAUCAACCUGUUUGUCGUUGUGGUCACCACCAAUCUGGAGCAAAUGAUGAAGGCAGGAGAGCAGGGACAACUGCAUCAGAUAAACUUCAGUGAGGGAGGCAAGCAGGAGCUGGAUGGAAAUAACGAGCUGCCUGUGGUGCACUGUGUGGUUGCCCGUCUGGAAAUGUCUGGCGUCCCGCAGGAGCCACUGUCGGGGAGCCACCUGUCUAACCUCUCAGAAAACACCUAUGACAACUUUUGCUUGGUGCUCGAGGCAAUACAGGAGAACUUGAUGCAGUACAAGGAGAUCCGAGAUGAGCUCAACACGAUAGUGGAGGAGGUCCGCUCCAUCCGCUUCAACCAGGAGCAGGAGGAGGAGCUGUUGCACAAGCACUUGUCACUGAACCUGUCGGUGGUGAGCGGCUCCUCCCUGGACAUCCGUGACAUGACCUGCCAGCAAGACUUGAUCACGGCACUCAUCAACAGGGAGAAGGUUCAGGAAUCCAACACAAACAUACUCCUUAACAAACACAAGAGCAGCCGCUGA